GGCCGCGGCGCGGAUUCGGGUGGCGGCCGGGGAUCCUGCAAGGUCCCUUCGGGCUGGGGCGUGAGUUCACUGAUGUGCUUGAAGAACUGCCUGGUUGGGGUCACCUUUUGUAUGUGCUACCUGGCUUCUUACCUCACGAACAAGUAUGUCCUGUCUGUCUGGAAAUUUACCUACCCUACGUUAUUCCAAGGGUGGCAGACAUUAAUUGGUGGACUUUUGCUGCAUGUGUCAUGGAAACUGGGCUGGGCCGAGAUCAACAACAGCUCAAGAUUUGGUAUUUUGACGUGGCUUCCUGCCUCAGUGUUAUUUGUGGGUAUAAUCUAUGCUGGUUCCAGAGCAUUGUCCAGACUGGCCAUUCCUGUGUUUCUCACUUUGCAUAAUGUAGCUGAAGUUAUCAUCUGUGGGCACCAGAACUGUUUUCAGAAAGAGAAAACUUCUCCUGCAAAGAUCUGUAGUGCCCUCUUCCUCCUGGCCGCAGCGGGAUGCCUUCCCUUCAAUGACUCUCAGUUUGAUCCAGAUGGAUAUUUCUGGGCUGUUAUUCACUUACUCUGCGUAGGAGCUUAUAAGAUACUCCAGAAGUCCCAGAAACCCAAUGUCUUAAGUGACAUUGACCAGCAGUACUUAAACUACAUAUUCAGUGCGGUGCUCCUGGCAUUUGCAUCUCAUCCCACAGGUGAUCUGCUCAGCGUCCUGGACUUUCCGUUCCUGUAUUUCUACAGAUUCCAUGGUAGCUGCUGUGCCAGUGGAAUUUUAGGAUUCUUUCUCAUGUUCAGCACAGUGAAGCUAAAAAGCCUUAUGGCCCCAGGGCAGUGUGCAGCCUGGAUUUUCUUUGCAAAGGUAAUCACAGCUGGUUUAUCAAUACUGCUGUUUGAUAUGAUCCUGACCAGAGCAACUGUAGGAUGCUUCCUGCUGGGUGGACUGGGAGAGGCCUUGAUGGUUUUCUCCCAAAGGAAGAUCUCCUAAAGAACACCCAGAGGUUGCCUGCUAGAGAUCACAGCACUGGGCUUCGUGCUCCCUGUCAGUGUGUCAGAAGGAAGAAAGGAGGAUCUGGACUGCUUCUCACCAUGUCAAGAAUAACACUUCCUGGGGGUCACGGACAGUUGCAGAGAAUGGCCUAUGUUGUCUUCCCACUCUGAGAGCAAGUCAUGCUGACUGUGCCAUGCCCAGUGGUGCAGAAACAGAUGCAGGGUUCCCCUAUACAGGCUAGCUCCCCUCACCUUGACAGACAGGAUGCCUCCCUUAAUCACUGUCCUCACCGCGUGGCGAUGCUCCCAGGCUGUUAUGUUGCACUUCUGUUUUGUGUUUUCACAUCUUUGAAGACUCCUCUGGGGGUAUUCUUUCCUUGCUGUCAUGCUGGCUGGCCUCGAACCCCUACUCACCCACUUAGGAGCACCACAAGAAUUCCUUCGAGGGCUUUCCAUUUAGGGCAGGGGAGGAGAGGGGAUUGAGCGGGAGUCCUGGAACAAGUAAGAAGCCAGCAAGGACAUUAGUACUCGAGUCGCAGCCUUUUCAUAGCCUCGUGUUGUCCUGUGUUCUUUUGAAUUCUGCACACUCCCCCCUCCCCGUCACCCCCAUUAGAAUAGCUUGGUGCUAAAUGAUCACCAGAGGGAUUAGGGUUUAUACGCACUGAUGGGUGUCCUCUCAGGGCGUUUAAACAAGUAUUUAAAUAUGUAUAUACAAGGGCACACACAUUUAUAUUUAUAUUCUUUAAAGCUUUUAAUCCAUUUAAUUCCCUAAUAUCUCCGAGGAAGUUUCAAACCAUUGAACACUGAAGUACAAUUUCCAGGCCAGAUUAAAACACUAAACCUUUGCCUCUGUGAGUCAAAAGAAAUGAAUUUGCAUGAAAUGAUCACUUGAUUCUAAACCCUCAAUGAAGGUUUAAGAAAUUAAUGCCUAAGUCCAAAUAUUUCUGCUCUGUUAUAACAAGUUAUUUGAAUACUUUAUUACUCUGCCAGGAGUUGAUUUUGGUCAUUUUCAGAUGUAGACGGUAAGGAAGUUUGGUGAGGCAUCUCCAGGCAGGACACCAGGCCCUGCAGCCUCAGGUGCUGAGAAGCCUGUCCCAUCUCAGCUAACUCAGUCAGUAGCCAUUCCUUAUGCAAGUUUUCUUCAGUUUGUUAAAGAAGCAGAAAAUGAAACCAAUAGGAAUGGAUUAGUAUAUUUGGAACUUCAAUACUUAUAUUCAUAUCCUUGUCUUUUUCUUCUUUUUUUAAUGUACUGUCCUUUCCUGGUCUGCUUGUCAUUUAAGGUAAAGAUGUUCAAUGUGUUCUCUUUACAGAGAAAGAGUUUCCAUUUGUUUUUUGUUUUUUUUUAAAGAUUUAUUUAUUUAUGCGUACAAGAGCUGGGUACAGGCCAGAGGUGCGGGGGAGCAGAACAGGCAGAUCUACUGAAAUACACUGCUGAGGGGAGCGGCGGGCGAGUCAGGAGAGGUCUGAUGAGCCAUGUAGGUUGCUCCCUGGCCGGCCGGGGAUUGAACUCAUGCUGCAGAGGCUGUGGAUUGCUUCAUAGUGCUGUGCUUAACCCCUUGCGCCACCAAGGAGGCCCUCCAUUUGCUUUUGUUCUUCAUUUGGGACGGCAAACAUUCUAUAGACUAAGAAUAAAGUAGGAAAUUUGAGGCUUAGCAUUUUCCUUGUUUUUUUACUUUCACAAAACUCAGAGGCCAGUUCUUUUCCAUUUGCAGAAAGUGGCGUCUAUCCAAAUGUCAUCUUAUGCCAGUCUUUCCAAGUGCCAUUAAGUAAAGAGAGAUUCUUGAGACUGAAAAGAACUGGGAUCUAUUAACAAGCCCAGGCCCCCAUUUCCAACAGGACUAACCUCAAAAACUUUGCUGAAAUUUUUUAAACUUCUCUGGCAUUUGUUUUGUUUGUUUGAUUUUUUUUUAAAUUGCAUUCCAGAAUCCCCUUGUUUUUAAAAUAUCAGCUCUUUUCUUACUUUGACACCAGCAGAGGAGAAGGUGUUUUUUUUAGUAUGCCAUCCUGCCUCUUACAGUUCCAUCUGUUCGUGAACUCAUGUUGGAGCUUCAGCCAUCACCUGUAUGCACCCUCCAUGUGCUCAGCUUCGACUGUUGUAGAAAUAAAUUCUAGCCUUUACCCAGGGUACUUCAGGAAUGGUGAGGUCAGGAGAAGCUUUAUUAUUCAUGCAUGAGGUCCCAGACCUGGGUAGCUCCGUAAGGUCUGAGCACCCAUUUAAAGACCAAGGGUUCCUUUUAUACACAACCGUGCCCAUAUCUAUUACAUGGAUAAUGUCAUUUUUCAGCAGGCACAACCAUUUGCGGCGAAGUCCCCAGGCAAGGUGGGCAAGGCAAGGGGGGAAAGAUGCAGGCAUUUGGGAAUGGCUUUGUGAGAGAGACCAGCUUGGCCGGCUGCCCGACCUCGUAGAUAAGAGUGCUGAGGCCCUGGCCAUGAAUCUUGAAAAAGAAGGAGCUGUAAGUAAGCAAACUUGUUAAUUAUGCCUGCGUUGGAGUGUUUGUUGCACCUGGGCCAGAUGUUCUGCUGGAAUCUAUUAUAUUCAUUUGCUCAAUAAUAUAUUUUCUCAUCAAGACUACAGGUGAGCCUGAGCUCUAUAAAUCAGGGGGCUGGCCCAGAUGAUUCCAGCACUCACAAGCUCUCAUUUUCUGUUACUCAUUAGCCCUCAGGGACCCCAGGUGGAGAUCUCCAAGUCAUCCCAGCAUUCCCUUCUGCCCAAAAUGAUCAGUUUGGUCAUGUCCUGUUUGGGUCCCAAUUACCUUAGGCCUUGUUGGCCCCAAGUCAAAGCCAGGGUGUUUUGAUUUUUUUUUUUUUUUUUUUUUGGUACAAAUAAUGCUUUCUGUCAAGAGAGGCAAGAUUGUAUAAUGGUAUUAUUAUUACUAAUCUAUGGAUAUAAAGAAAA
Talpa occidentalis (Iberian mole) is the source of this 3861-nucleotide messenger RNA. RefSeq names its product transmembrane protein 241 (gene SLC35D4). The transcript is spliced from 15 exons. Gene Ontology annotation, cellular component: Golgi apparatus. The record is from RefSeq and is a predicted model, not a curated record. The coding region runs from base 73 to 963 and encodes 296 amino acids. Gene Ontology annotation, molecular function: antiporter activity. Lineage: Eukaryota; Metazoa; Chordata; Mammalia; Eulipotyphla; Talpidae.